Messenger RNA from Trifolium pratense (red clover), 1374 nucleotides. RefSeq lists its product as uncharacterized. The transcript has a single exon. The coding region runs from base 315 to 1082 and encodes 255 amino acids. The record is from RefSeq and is a predicted model, not a curated record. NCBI's taxonomy places the organism in Eukaryota, Viridiplantae, Streptophyta, Magnoliopsida, Fabales, Fabaceae.
AAGAGCGUUUUUCUUUGUCUUUAUCAACACAGCGGUUUGUUUGACCAACAAAACCCAUUUCACAACAUAAUCUCCCUUCCUAGUUCCUACCUUUAUUGACAGAGUCAAAAUACGUACUAGUAUACUAGUACGUGUGCAUAAUAACGGACGUAAUCAACAACACAACACAACACAACACAACACAACACCCAAACCCUCCCUCUAUUAAAUUUUCAACACAAAAGCAUACUAUACUAUAUAUAUAAAUACAUAAAGUUAGCUAGCUUUGUGACUCCAUUACUCCAUUCCAACAAUUUGAUCUGUGCCAAUCAAUCAUGGAAAAAGAUAAACAGAGCAAGCUGAGGAACAAGUUCUUGAAAGCAGCAGCUGCAAUCACGGUAACAUUUCAAAACGGUCCUUUCAGUCCAGGAAGGGAUCACAAAUUUAGAUCAGACAAUAACACAAACAGGUGGGGUGCAAAAACUCAUGCUGCCAAAGGAUUCUCUGGACCUGUCGUUACUAUGAUUCCGUACGAAGCUAGAAGAAAACCUAAAGAUGGUACUACCACUGAAACACAAGAACCCACUUCACCCAAGAUUUCUUGUAUGGGUCAGAUCAAGCAUCACAAGAAGAAACAUAUUGUAAAAAACAAUAUUCCACUUCCCAGACAAACCGAUGCUUCUACUCCAAAAGACGCGGAGGUGAAGAAAUCUAAGUUUCAGAGGAUAUUUUCACACAGAUCCAAAUCCAAAUUCAUGGAAAGAAAAUCGGAUGGUAAUUCUGGGUUUGUCAGUGAAGGGAAGAACGCCCCGCCUAUGGGUGAUAUGAGGCGAUUCGCAAGCAGUCGCGAAGCUUUUUCUAAUUUCGAUUGGAAAGCUGUGAUAGAGCCUGAAGAAAUUGAUCAAAGGGAUUGUUUUACUGAUGGAGAAGAUGAUGAGAUCUUGAUUCCAUUUUCUGCACCUAUUUUGGUUGGUGGUGGUGAUACAACAACAUCAUCAUCUAAUUUGAAGUUUAAGCCAAGGAAUGAGAUUAAUCUUUGGAAGAGAAGAACAAUGGCACCACCUAGGCCUCUUCAGUUGAAUCCUGUGCUUAAGGCUAAAUAAAUUACUACUAUCAUUCUUUCAUUAUUAUUACUUUAUUUAUUUACUUACUUGUUUAAAUUGUAGAUUUGUUUCAUUUUGAUGCGAAUAUAGUAAUAGGUUUAUGUGCCAAACAAAUACUAGUACAAUUGUUAUUGGCUACAUGUAUAGAAAUGUUAUCAUUUUGAUUAAUGAUUAAACUCAGAUUCAACCCCCUACGAAUCGGUUAUGAGAUCAUGGUGGUAUAGCAAUAGUAAAAAGUGAUGUAGUAUGUAUGGAUCAAAGUCCAAGUCAAGGAAAAAAAUAUUCAAAUGAA